Messenger RNA from Dermacentor andersoni, 1594 nucleotides. Its product is annotated as transcription factor A, mitochondrial-like. Gene Ontology annotation, biological process: regulation of transcription by RNA polymerase II. The record is from RefSeq and is a predicted model, not a curated record. Lineage: Eukaryota; Metazoa; Arthropoda; Arachnida; Ixodida; Ixodidae.
AACGCCUUAGAGUAGGCAACACGGGCACUGGUGAAAAAAUGGCGCUGAGCAUGUCGGCUGUGCUGAGAGGUUUUCUAACAAAUAAGCAAAUUGUCGGACGCAGCGUAGGAACGACCAGCUGCUGCGCUCGCCUAACCCAAAAUUCUGCUCGAGGAUUUGCGACACAAAAGCACAACAGCCCUGGCACCGUACCACCAGCGCCGAAGCGGCCUCCUUCUGGCUUUAUUCUCUUCGCGACAGACGCCAGGAAGGCUGUACUCAAGGAAAACCCAGCCCUUACGCCUACUGAAGUUAUUAAAAUGGUCGCAGGAAAAUGGAAAGCAGCUGAUGAUGUGACAAAAAGUAAAUAUGCUGCUAUAUCUCGGGAACGCUUUGAGCAUUAUGAGAAAGAGAAAGCAGCCUACACUUCUCAACUGACUGAGCAGCAAAAGGAAGCUCUUGAAGAAGUCAGACUGGACAAGAAGUUAAGGCUCACCAAAAGGAGGUUGAAUGAUAAGCUGAAAGAAUUGGAUAGACCCAAAGGAGUCCGGUCAGCUUAUGUGUUGUUCUCUACAGAAAUGAGAAAAAAGAUGCAGGAGAAACCUGCAAAGAGUGCAGUUGUCAGCAGUAUUUCUUCAUGGUUCCUAGGGAAGCUGCCUAGUAAAAGUGAGGUUCCAUCCCCACAGGAUAUCAUGACUCAACUUGGUGCCAUGUGGAAGCAGCUGUCUGAAGAGAAAAAACAGCCAUAUCUGCACAAAGCUGAUGAGGACAAACUCCGAUAUGAACGGGAGAUGAAGGCCUGGUCACAGCGGCUGGCAAAGGAAGGACAAAGUGAUGUGCUAAAUGACCUCAGAGAGGACAUUCGCGAAAUUCGAAAGAGCAAGCAGGGCUCUGUCCGCAAAAAUGUCACAUAGGAGUGUAGUGAAAAAAGCAUGGCAAAAUAUUUUUUGCUUAUUAUUUCUCCUCUGCUUGUGUUUACUGAUGGACAUUUGUUCUUGAAUAACUAUUGGACACUGCAAGCUUUCAUGCUGUUUUGUGGUGUCUGCUCAGCUUACAUACAUGAGCCAGAAAUUUCAUUUUUCAUGAUAAUUUCAGAGACCAUUAUCAUUGGAUCUUUCUUUUCCGGCAAAGCAUAUUUCAGCACUAUAUAAAUGUGAGAGGGCUGCUGUGUAUAUAUGCUUUUGUUCUGCAAUGUAGGUAUAUAUUGCUGUUAAAGAAAAAGUGUAAAAGUUGUAUCUUCAGAAAACAGUGCAUUUUGUGGGAGAAGUCAAAAUAUUGCAAAGUUUUUCAUACUACCAAGUUUCAUUGUUGUGGCUGGAUAAAUUUAGUUCUUAUUGACUAAGUGAUGGUCUGAUAGCAGUAUCUAUCAUAUGAUUCACUUUUAGCCUUGUGCAUAACUUUUAGUGCUAGAAGAUGGGCAUAUUGUGUUCGUGCAGUUUGGGAUAUCCCUUUGUGUGUCUCCUGUAUUGUGCUGCAAGUACAUAAGGGCUGUUAAAUUUCAUAAUAGCUGUUUUUGACUGCAUUUUGUUUGUUAUCAUGUUUGGAAUUGCUUAAAAAUUAAUGAUUCUGAGCAACUGUACAAAAAUAAUAAAGGACUAGUUGCAUUAAACAUUGA